Messenger RNA from Eimeria tenella, 2073 nucleotides. RefSeq lists its product as uncharacterized. The coding region runs from base 1 to 2073 and encodes 690 amino acids. Lineage: Eukaryota; Apicomplexa; Conoidasida; Eucoccidiorida; Eimeriidae. The transcript is spliced from 2 exons. The record is from RefSeq and is a predicted model, not a curated record.
AUGGGCGACUGCGGUCGUGGCUUCCCGCGCCUGCUGCUCCUCCUGGCAGCAGCAGCAGCAGCAGCAGCUGGCUGCGGUGUCUUCUGCUUCGCGGUUAACCAGUCUCCUGCUUCUGCUUCCUCAUGCUUCAGCUGCAGCGCUGCGCCCUUCCCCCGCCCCUCGUUUCUCCUGAACAGCGUCUGGCAGCAGCAGCAGAGGAGCAGCAGCAGCAGCAGCAGACGCUGCUGCUGCUGCGGCAGUCAGAAUGCCCCGGUGGCUUUUAUGGUUUCAUUAGGCGCUCCGCGCAGAGGCGGCAGCAGCAGGCUUGCUGCCGUUUCCGCCCAGCAGAAGCAGCAGCAGCGGAAGCAGCAGCAGAAAGAGAUACUGCAGCGCAGGAAGGCAAACCAGGCGAAGCAGCGGGAGCGGCUGCUGCAGCAGAAGGAGCAGCGGCGACAGCAGCGGCAAGAUCGGCAGCAGCAGCGGCAUUUGCAGCAGCGCAAGUUGAGCGGCGCAGUCACUAGGGAGGAGAUCGUCGCUCUGCGGGCGAAGCAGCGGCUGCAGCAGCAGCAGAACCGCAAGAAGCAGCUGCAGCAGCACCUGCUGCUGCUGCAGAAAAAGAGGGAACAGGCGCAGCAGCAGCGGGAGCGGCAGCGGCAGCGCCUGCAGCAGCUGUGCCAGGAAGCCAGAGAGGCCGAGCUGCAGGAGCAGCAGCAAAACUCUUUAGGGAAAGCAACAACGAGGGAGGGCAAAAGCCUCAAGAUUGCUGAGGCCAAGUAUUUGCUGCGGACUUCGCUGCUGCUGCUGCAGCUCAAGACGCGCACCAGCAGCAACAACGGCAGCAGAACAGCUACUGCGGGGCUCACGCAAGACCAGCAGCAGCAAAUGUUCAAAGCGCUGCUCCUCCAGGGCCUUCAUAACUUCGUGCUGCUGAAGAGAGUGAAGAACUCCCUCAUGCGCACCGCCAUCCUGCAGCUGCAGGAAGAGCAGCAGCAGCAGCAGCAGCAGCAGGAGCAGCAGCAAGCGCAGGACGAAGAAAUGUAUGCGCGUCUUUGGGGCCGCUUCGAUGAUCCUCCUUUGAGCGAUGAGGAGAUGCUGGAAGCUUUAGGAGUUGAUCUGCAGCAGCUGCAGCAGCUGCAGCAGCUGCAGCAGCAAGAAGAGGCUGCGAGGCGCGGCGGCAGCAGCAGCAAGAGUAGCAGCAGCGGGAAGAAGAACGCGAAGAAAAAGGAAGGCGGGAAGCCUGCUGAUGCUGCUGUCGCUGCUCCUUCUGCUGCCUCUGCUGCUGAGACCUCCGGUCUUGACUGGGACAACUUGGAGCUGCCGGAGCCAGAAGAAUACCCAGCAGCAAUUGCAGCAGCAGCAGCAGCAGCAGAACUAGCGAAAGCUGCUGUGCCUGUUGCUGGUGCUGCGCGCAGCGUGUCAGAGUCUGCUGCGCUGCUGCUGCCGCAUCUUCAGGGGGAGUCCUUGUACGCGUUUGUGCAUGCAUCAGCAGCAGCAGAAGACCGGCUGGCGGAGGCGUUGCGGCUGCUGCUGCAGCAGGCUGCUGCUGCUGCUGCUGCCAACAAAGAAAGAGCUGAUGAAGCAGCAGGAAGUGACGCCCGCAGAAAACCCAAAGACAAAUACAUUUAUGUCCCGGUGGCUGGGGCCCCUCCUGAGGAGCUGUUUGCUGCUUUGCUGCAGCGGGGCCUUUCUGCUGCUGCUGCAAAGGCAGAAGAUGCGGCCGCUGCAGCAGCAGCAGCUGCUGCUGCUGCUGCCGAAUCAGCAGCAGCAGCAGCGCUCGGCAGCCCGCCUAAACCUGCUGCAGCAACUCUCCCUGCUGUUGCAUUGACCCCAGAAAGACUCAUUCCCCCCCAAAGCAUUUUUCUGCUGGCCGAUUUGCCCAGACGCAAAGAGCUCACCCAAAGGCUCACCGGUCAACUUCUGUCUCCGCCCUUACGCCUCCUCGGGACGCUGCAGGGCUGCUGUACUUCAGUCAGUUUGACGCUGCGGGCCGCGCAGCAGCAGCUGCUGGCGCUUUUGCUGUAUGGCCGCAUGAAAGCGGAGCAGCAGCAGCAGCAGCACCUCGCGCUGCAGCAGCAGCAGCAGCAACACGAAUAG